Molecule: messenger RNA, 3588 nt
Organism: Cucurbitaria berberidis CBS 394.84
Lineage: Eukaryota; Fungi; Ascomycota; Dothideomycetes; Pleosporales; Cucurbitariaceae
Exons: 2
Coding region: 116-3412 (1098 amino acids)
Cellular component (GO): intracellular membrane-bounded organelle
Molecular function (GO): phosphatidylinositol binding
Source: RefSeq, a predicted model, not a curated record
CGUCAGCUGUCUCAAGACGCCACAUUUCCCUCUCCUUUCACUGACACGUUUUCCACAGUCGCCCAAACCAAGCCCCAUGCCUUGAAGCCUCGAUGUUCGCGCAUACGCUACCACCAUGACCGACCCCGUCCAAGCGCCUCCGAGCCCGCGCGACUCCGGAGUCGAGAAACCCCACGAUUCGCCCAUAAGUAGUGUCGCGCAGAUGCCGGAGCCCCGGAAGACGCCAGACAGUUCACCGGCUUUGGAUAUAAAAAGGCUCACGGAUCGCGCGCUGCAUUUCUUGGCAACUGCAAGCAAUGAGACGCUUGGAGCAUGUCUCGUAGGAUUAGGAGCCGGCACAUAUCUCAUACUAGGCCGCGUCGGGCUGGUGCUCAUAGGUGUUGUAGGGGGAGUAGUACUCCAUGCGACCUGGGAGGGGCGUAUGCAGGAUGUAGGCCAUGGUGAGAAGGCGGGCAAGGGUACAGAGGCCAGGAGGCGCGAACUCGGUGUUGAUAUUGCGCAUCGAGUGCUCGACUGGCGAGAGACAAGGACGCAAGGCGAGAGCAAGUACGAGGAAAGCGACUCAGAUUUGAGCCUCAAGCUAUACUCGGGGAAGAAGCUCGACUAUUCAGACUUCAGACCAGAGACGGCAGCCGCCCUUGCAGAGCUGACAGACGCCGUCAUUCGCGACUACGUCAAGUGGUGGUACUCACCCGUCCUACCCACUGAAGAUGCUUUCCCCAACUCGUGCCGCCAAACCUUCACUGCCUUUAUGCUCUCCGUAUCUACGCACCUCUCCCGCAAGCGCCCAGCAGACAACUUCGUCGACUUCGUGACGCGAUCGUCUUCAUUUAUCAUCAUACUACUACAAGAAAUAGCCGCCGCCAUACAAGCGUCACCCGGCGAUGCGCCAACUGAAGCAGUCGACAUCUACCUCAAGAUGAAGCGCGAUAGCACCCUAGCCAACAUACUCGACCCGGACUACCAGAUGAAACAGUUCAGCGUUGCUGCCGAGGAUAUUCUGCAGAACUACUUGGAGCCAAAAACGUACAACUGCAUGCCAGCACGCAUCUUCCUACAUCAAAUACUCGCCAAGGUCAUACUCGAGAUGAUCAUUGUGAGCUGUUCAAAGCCAGAAUGGAUCAACGGCUGGAUCGUCUAUCUUCUAGAAGAUGGCGAGCCAGAACUUAUGGAGGCCAUCGACGCAGGCGUCGAAGGCUCUGCAGGGCAGCUACAGACCGUAAAGAAGAUUGUCGAGAACCAGGCAAGAGCAUCAGAAGAAGGCGCAUCCGCCGAAAGAAGGGAACAUAAGCGCGCGAUGAGUAGGGCCCAAGAAGCCAUGGAUGAGGCGAUGCAGGAGGCACAGCGUCUAAGCCAAAUGAUCGCCGAAGAAGAUGCAAAACGACUCAAGGAACAAAUUAAACAGAGCACAUCGAGUUCAACCCUCAACGACGAUCAGUCAGAGAGCACUACUCAAGGAAUUGUCACCCCAACUUCCUCGCAAAGCGAAACAGCCGCCGAAAAUGAUUUUACAGACCUUGGCAUCUCCGGUCUCUCGGCGCACACGUCGUCACCAGUUGCGCUAGCAUCACCGUCUCAUGAUCCAGAAGAGCGACCAAAGCAAGAGACCAAGAAAGGGUUCACAAGUUUCGACCAACUUGUACCCAACAACCCUCCUACAGCACUGGUGGAUAAUCCACAGCCUGUUGAGAAGCCCCCUGCUCUGACCCUCUACAACAGCACAAUGUCAAUUUUCGACGACAGUAUGCCAGGCGAGAAGGGUACCAUAAAGAACAAGCCCAUUGCGGAGUAUUUGAUACAGAUUGAACCAAAAUCUCAUCACCACUCCGGAUGGAUGACAGCACGGAAGUAUACCGAGUUCGAAACGCUGCACGAAGUCAUACGUCGGAUAGCCGCCAUUACAGGUACAACUGGAUUUACCGAAGCACAUGCUACUUUGCCCACUUGGAAGGGUCACACCAAAGCCUCGUUACGUGGAGAGCUUGAACGCUAUCUGAAUGAUGCCGUGAAGUACAAGCCGCUAGCAGAAAGCGAUGGCAUGAAGCGCUUUCUAGACAAGGAGCUUGGCUCUGGGAAGUCGUCGGGUGGUGGCUUCCCGGGUAUCGGAUGGGCUGGCCAGACUUUCGACACCGUAGGCAAAGGCAUGAUGGAUGUCCUCACAAAAGCACCAAAAGAGGUUGCUGGAGGUGGCAAGGCGCUCUUCGGUGGUGUCACGGGUGUUCUAGGGAGUGUUACUGCCCCUCUUGGAGGAGGAAGAAAGCACCGCGACUCCAUUACAAACGUCACCAACACUACCGCACCAAGUCCAGGCAACGCUAGUCCUAGCCUCAGCCGUACAUCGACCUCAACUGCCCCCAUACAAACACGGCACAACAGAGCAGAAUCAACAGUCUCUGAAUUGCCCAGCCACAUUCGCUCGGAGAGUACUCUAUCUCUAGCACCAAAGCGCACAUCCAUAGAAGCCGUUCGUAACCCCAAUUCACCCGUCAUUGACCAGCAACCACAACGCGAAGCCCCUAUGGAACGUCGACCUUCCUACAACCCGGAUGGUGACGGUAAACGAUCCGGUAUGUCCUCAAGGUACGCCUCACGCAGUAACAGCCGCGCACCGAGCAUGAGGGAGAGCCUAGACGAGUUCAGUCCGGUCUUGGGCGGCGAUCAAAUCCUCAAUCUCCCGCCUAUUCCGAGCGAGAUAUCCGACGACUACGGUGCUGGUUCACCGUGGCGCAACCCGCCCGAUCCAAUGCAGAACCACAACCCAUCGCGUGUAUCCACGACACCUCUUCCACAGCCAAACGAGAUGGUACCACCACUUCCACGCCGGCCAUCUGCAACAUCGAUUCCCACACCCAAUGCGGCGCAACCACCAACCUCAGCAAAAUCUCCACAAAAACCAAAAACACGUGCCACACACACGCCUCUUUCCGAAACCGAAACCACGGUCAUAAUCGAACUCUUCUUCGCCGUAACAAACGAACUUUACACCCUAUCCUCCGCCUGGACACUCCGCCGCACGCUCCUCAAUGCCGCGAAGACAUUUCUCCUACGCCCGGGAAACCCACAGCUCUCCUCCAUCACCAACCUCCUACAGACAACGAUGCUAAACGACAACACGUCUGACGCUGGCUUAGCAUACCAUCUUCGCAAGAUACGGGCCAACUCGUUGCCCACCGAAGACGAGCUGAAAGCCUGGCCCGCAGAAAUGAGCGCGGAGGCGAAAGAGAAACUCCGCGUCAAGGCGCGGAAAUUGCUGGUCGAGAGGGGAAUGCCGCAGGCGCUGACGAGUGUUAUGGGCCAGGCGGCUAGUGGGGAGGCGCUGGGUAAGGUGUUUGAUUGUUUGCAGGAACCACGGGUUGCGCGAGGUGUGAUGUUUGGACUAGUGUUGCAGGCUCUGAGAGCUGUGACACAGUAGUCGAUUGGAUGAUGGAAUUGGGAUAUGGGAACUGAACGAUAAUGAUUGGUGUUGCUUAAAUGAUACUGUAGGAGUAGAAAUACUACAACUUUUUGGCAUAUCGAAAACAAUGGACUUGUAUUUGAUGUAUACAAAGCGCAGGGGGUGUAAAAUGUGUUGAAUUGAAACAUCGUGGC